This is a messenger RNA of Toxotes jaculatrix (banded archerfish), 451 nucleotides long. RefSeq names its product neuropeptide Y (gene npy). NCBI's taxonomy places the organism in Eukaryota, Metazoa, Chordata, Actinopteri, Toxotidae. Gene Ontology annotation, cellular component: extracellular region. The coding region runs from base 38 to 337 and encodes 99 amino acids. Gene Ontology annotation, biological process: feeding behavior; neuropeptide signaling pathway. The transcript has 4 exons. The record is from RefSeq and is a predicted model, not a curated record. Gene Ontology annotation, molecular function: neuropeptide hormone activity; neuropeptide Y receptor binding.
GACAGCGCGCAAAUCUCCCUCUGACCUACUGGGAAUUAUGCAUCCUAACUUGGUGAGCUGGCUGGGGACUCUGGGGUUCCUGCUGUGGGCGCUUCUCUGCCUGAGCGCCCUGACCGAGGGAUACCCGGUGAAACCGGAGAACCCUGGGGAGGACGCCCCGGCGGAGGAACUGGCCAAAUACUACUCCGCCCUGAGACACUACAUCAACCUCAUCACAAGACAGAGGUAUGGGAAGAGGUCCAGUCCUGAGAUUCUGGACACUCUGGUCUCAGAGCUGCUGUUGAAGGAAAGCACAGACACGCUUCCACAGUCAAGAUAUGACCCGUCAUUGUGGUGAUGCUGCCAUCAGUGUUGGCUCCACCUCACUACCGCCCCGCCGCUGCUGACAUUCUGACCUCUACACAUCUGUCACUUCAUACCCUCCUAUGCCAAAAGACCACCCUGCCUCUGA